Molecule: messenger RNA, 2312 nt
Organism: Blastomyces gilchristii SLH14081
Lineage: Eukaryota; Fungi; Ascomycota; Eurotiomycetes; Onygenales; Ajellomycetaceae
Exons: 4
Coding region: 1-423 (140 amino acids)
Source: RefSeq, a predicted model, not a curated record
AUGGACAAUCAAAACACGAAGACUAUUGAGGGAGGGAGAAUGGCAAUGCAAGAGGAGAAAGGAAGAGAAGGAGAAAUUGAAAUAAUUGAAAUGCAAAAGGAGAAAACACAUUUGGACGGGAAAAACAGGAAAUGUAUAGCUGUAUCACAGCUGCCAAGCUGGCUAUAUGAAGGAUCGAUACGGAGAACGCAUAUCGAACGCAUGAAGCGAGAGUGGACAGAUGGGGGCCAGCUGCAAGGGAUAAAAAUACCCACCAUAAGCCGCCAAAAGGAGAGUGGUUCCAUUUUGGAAAAUGAAGUGAAGACUCUCAAAGUUCUGGAUGCUGACGAUGCAUUCCCUGAGAGUAGCGUUAAGGAGGUGAGGUUGAAGAAGUUUGAGCCCAAGGAGCAAAGAAGAUGGGAGGUUGUUGCAGAUGCGGCUUAGCGCAGGCCGCUGGGGCUGACAUCGUCGAACAAAAACUGCCGCACUUCGGUAUCGAGCCGGGUUUCUUCAAACAACCAUCGCUUGGGCUGUGGGCUCUGCAUUAAUUCCUGCUGUUCUCCUUACUUGUCCUGUUGUGUUGUUGUUUUGUUCAUUUUGUUCCAUUUCGCAGGUCCUGAUAUUCGCCCAGCCGUUGGCGACAGCGAGCGGAGCCCUUCUCAUGAAAUGUAUCCGCCACACCACACCAUGGGCUUGCUACCUAGGAAGAUGAAUUCGAGUUAUCGAUUUGUUUGACGUUGUGGCGAUUCUCAUUAUGUGGCGCAUUCAUUGUGGAGACACUGAAGAGCAGCAGUGAGAGAAGCAGUUGCAGCAUCAGCGACUUUUUCACAUUAGUUUGUCCCUUUUGGCACCUCAUAGAAGCCUUGAAUAAUUUAUCUCUUCCGUACUAGACUCGCUAAAUAACUCUCCCCCCCCCCCCCCCGGGGGCGGAUUUCUCUAAUCUGUACAUCUUGUUUUGCAUUGGCAUGGAUGAGCCGGCAGCUGUGAACGGAUUUCGACAUGUUGUUUCGACUGACGGUAGUACCUGAUCAUUUGUGCCGUGCCAUGUGUACCAAACUACCACAAUAUCCCUACCGAUGCUUUUCACAUUUUUGUCUCUGGUGCUCCUACGGAGAAUUCUUCCUAGGCCCAAAGGGCGCAGCGGGCGUGACAGCUGUCAUCUUUUAGGGACACGACGGGCGUUGCAGGGGACCCUGUCUGAGAUCAUCACUCUGGAACUGCUUCCAUGACAUUGACUUGGUUCAAUUAUACACUUUUGUCCAUACCCAGCUUCCCUGGACUGGGGGAUAAUCUAGCCAAAUAUUUCGCAAUUUCGCGCCAGGUGGCUCCGUGAGAUCAACUUUUCAGAAAAGAGAUCCUGUUGAAUUCUGAAACUCAUCAUCAAACCCAUAUACUAGUUCAACGCUCUUUCGACAUCCUCUGUGAACAGCCUUUUCUUUUUCAUCGCGUUCUUGUUCCUUCCUCUGAAUUGCUCAGACAAACAAAUGAAUGUUUCGAUUUAACUGCCAAAGACAAGUCAUUGGGCGGGGCCAUGAGAUGAUGAGUUAAUAAUUCAAACUCCCUGUCUUGGGCGCUAGAAAUUGAAAGUUUACAAAAUGUUUGAUAUUAAGGUCACUUGCUUGAGUGAGUUAUAUUCUGCUUCAAGUACUUCCAGGAAUCCUUGAGUGGAGAGAAGCAAGAGACUCAGUGCCAGUUCAACAUUAAUAACAACCCCAAGGCACAAUAAUGGGUGAUGAGUUAUCAAUGGACGGCGGUUGAAUAGCGACUGAAUACAAAUGUACUGUCCCCGUCUAAGGUCUCGUAAACGAAUAUUUACCUACAGAAAAUUAGGCGGAAACGGCGGGCCUUGACCGCCCGGUGGGAAAGAUUAAGGGACCGGAGCAGAGCCUUUUCUGGCCCCGUAGUGCUCUUUCCCGCUACGUGCCACCAGCCCCUUUUUUCUAAUUCAAACACGGCUGAUGAUGUUGAGAGAAACCGUAGCCUACAUCCACCACAGAUAUUCUGCUCCCCCGCCGCAAAAGAUUGCUCUCUACGGCUUCUACAUAGGCCAUCUCAUGCCCGUCUCUUUUCCCAUCACGCGCACCCAGAAACCAAACUCGCAUCCUUCAGUCCGGUUGGUCUAUCCUCUCUUCACAGGGUGGAGGGGAAUUGGUUGUAGGACAUGGACUAUCAUGUCCCUUGCUUUACUUCACUGGUACAGCAGGUGUUUAGGUAGUUUUGCAUGGGGCGUACGACUAGAAUUCUUUUUCUGAUAGAUAUGUACGGUUACGGUUAAUAUAUUUGGGAUAUUUUGAUGAAUUCGCCCGUAGCCAGCCGAACCUUUUUUUUUUUUU